Messenger RNA from Ooceraea biroi (clonal raider ant), 720 nucleotides. It is a transcript of the gene rtp, whose product is annotated as MORN repeat-containing protein retinophilin. Lineage: Eukaryota; Metazoa; Arthropoda; Insecta; Hymenoptera; Formicidae. The record is from RefSeq and is a predicted model, not a curated record. Gene Ontology annotation, cellular component: cell projection. Gene Ontology annotation, biological process: response to axon injury.
UAAGUUUGUCUACUUACUUAGGAAACACCCUGUAUAAAGUCCCUGAUACCUUUCUUAAUUAAAUAAAGAAUUGAUUUUAGUAAAUGGAUUAGAAUCACAGCUAGCCUAGAUGUGCUCAGUGCAGCGCAAGCAUGGCAGAUGGUAUGGCGAAAAAUGGUGCAUACAAAUAUGACGAUGGUACAAAAUACAUUGGAGAUUGGAAUCGUAAAGGAUUGAAACACGGUGCUGGUCUAUUAGUACUUCCGGACGGGACACGAUACGAGGGUGCAUUUCAGAAUGGAUUAUGUUCCGGCUUGGGAGUUAUUAUAUUCCCCGACGGAGCAAAAUACGAAGGAGAAUUUAUGCAAGGAUGGUUCCAUGGCCACGGCGUAUUUUGGAGGGCCGACGGAAUGAAAUUUGAAGGGGAAUUUCGUGGAGGUCGCGUUUGGGGCUUAGGUUUAGUGACUUAUGCUGAUGGAUCGCAUGGUUUUCCAAGAAAUGAAGGCUUCUUUCAAGAUUGUAGAUUAGUGAGGCGACGCCGUUGUCCGGAUAUAAUACAGAAAGCGGAAAAGAUUUCCAUGAUGGCGCGCGCUCGGUGCAGUUAAGCUGAAAUAAGGGAUCGUAGAUGUACAGAUACUAAUGAACAAACAGGAUGUACGUAGUUUCCAUCUAUAUUAAUCCAUACUUGUAACAUUGGUAUUAAUUUAACAGAAAGAAAUAAAGGGUAUUUCUGGAUUAAUA